GUUGCUUUAGUAACGGUUUGUUUUCCUCCAACUUGACUGCAGUCGGUAAUAGAGGACUUCAUAACUGAUACACUUGGUGGUUGUCAGCCGCAUGAAACAAGUUCUUCCUUCCUGCACUGGCUGUCGAUGGAGAAGAUGUCUGUCCUGGACCUCAGCGCUCAGCAGGGGGGAAAGCCCAAUCUAAUGAAUAUUGAGCUCAUGCUGAAUAACUCAGGGCUCUUCAGAGCACAGUGCAAGAGGCUGCUCGAAGAAACGGACAAAGCUUGCAAGCGCAUGCAGGACGAUGACCAUAAGCGACUCGACCAGCGGAUCAGAGACAUCCAGUUUUUGAAGAAGGAGCUGGAGUUGAAGCUAGAGGAGAUUACUUUGGAGAUUGAUGUCCUUAUAGCAUUACAGAGCAGAGUAGUGAAUGCCCUGGAGGCGACCAAAGAGCCUCUGAGAGUCACUGUUCUCUGUCUGGAGGAGAGAAAGAAACGUUUCCCUUCUGAGAACCUGCAUGAUGAUGUGGACAGAGAGCUGCUGAAGGAGAGGGAUCUUAUUAAGGGGGUGGCUUCUCUCCUGCAGCGUGUAGUAGAGCAGAUCACUGAGCAGAUACGACUGAACCGGUCUGCCAAGUACCGUUUAGAGAAAGAUCUAAAGGAGAAAUUUGAGGCCCAGUGCAUCGACAACUCCUGUGUAUUAAUGACCACCCAUUCUGUCAACGACCUGCAGAAGUCCCAAAACACAAACGCUGUUCUGCCGAGCUUGACAGUGACUCCAGAGUUCUGGGAGAACAUCUCAGACAAAAACAUUGCAAAGGCGGAGUACCAGAAGACCAACUCACUGUCCCUGAAGGCCCUGGUGGAGUCUGUCCUGGAGCAGACGGCUGCUGACAUGCGGAAGCAGGUCCAGGCUACAACAGCAGCCUUUCAGCUUAACAUCCAGGAAGUCAAGAAUACCAAGAGCCAGAUGGAGGAUAAACUGCCAAAGAUUCUGUCUGAGAUUACCAGCCAGCAGAGGAUCAGAGAGGACCUCCAAGUGGCCAUCACAGAGAAUGAGCAAUGUCUGAGUCUGGCUCAGGCCCGGCUGGCACUGCGCCGCCAGAGGCCUGGCAAAGAGCAAUGCUACGAUCCAGCACAGUCCCAGCUCCUCGCUGAGGUCCAGCAGCUCACUGCUAACAUCAACAGACUUUGUGGUGAGGUGGUCCAGUCUGAGGAGGAGCAGAGGGCUCUGGUUCACUGCCAGCUGCAGCUGCAGGAACACAUCGAUGUGGAGGCCAACACUCUCUACAUUGAUGAGGUCAUCUGCUCUCAGCACAGGAAGCCCAUCAUCAUACACAACUUCUGAGCAUCAGCAGCAGGACGUCUACGUGGAGAAGUUAAAAGGAGAGCAUGUUCACCUCCUGCAGAGCUCCUCCAUCACUCAAGAAACAGCGGUCACUCGGAAGAAGCUACUAGAGCAAACUGUUGAGAGACUCUGCGAAGAGCUGAGCACAGUGAGGGAAGCAGAGGAGGCGAUGAGAAAAGACCUGGAGGCUUCAAAAAAUGAGGUAUUUUCUACAAAUGCAAUGCUAUUAUUUGUGUGAUGGAUUAUGUUGCACCAAGACAUAAAACAACCCGCCUUCAUGUGCCUCUGUCCUCAAGUAUAUCCAACUUUCUUUGGCUUACGGCUAAGUCUGGUUGUCACUAAGCUGGAGGCUGAAAGAAGUGAUCUGGAGUGGACACCCAGCUGAGGGAGGCCAGGGUAGGAUUAGUUAGAACACUUUCCCAUCUCAUAUGUGUUAUUUCAUUAUCUGCUGCUGAAAGUAUUGACUUCUGUCCAUGUGAACCUGUGAUUGGCAGCGGGAGGUGGGAUCUCUGAGCUCUGAUCUACAGAGCCAACAGGAUGAGAACGAGAGGCUCAUGGGAAAAGUGUCUGCUUUAGAGCAGCAGCAUGUAAGAGACAGGUCACCAUGAUUUGUCUACAGUUGGGGGAAUCUGCCGUUUAAACUUGAACCCACCUAGACAUCUUCUGUCUUAGCCAAUCCGAACCAUCUUCACCUUGAAGGACACUGUGUGAAUGUAAAGGUGUUUCUGUUGUGCUGUGAGGACCGAAUGUCCUUUAUGAGGUUCUGUCUGUUAGUUUGUAGCUAUUGUGCAUUAGUAGCGGUCAAAUACUCAGUUAUUCAGCUUUUGUUAUGCAGUCAGUUAUAUUCAUUCAUCACAUAAUUAGUUUCACAUGCAACACUCAAUAUUUAUAGCAUCAAAACUAUUAUUGAAAUAUCAUUCCCAACACCAUUACUAUCAUAAUUUCUUUUAUGCAUGCAAGUCAGUCAGUGGUGCCAACAUCAUGACUGAGAGAAGUAGUUAGGAUGCUCAGAUUCUCUGUUCUUAUGUCGAUGGUUGCAUGCAGCAUGUUGACCACACGCUGAAGGAUCUAUCUGACCAGAACAAGUUGACCUAUGAAAACAGGAAACAUAAAGUACAGCACACAUGCAAACACUUAUUAGAGAUCAGCCUUAGUGUCUCAUUUUUAAGAGAAUAACCUGUACUUUAAGAAAAACACACAAAAAUAACUUAGAAAACAUUGAAUCCAGAUUCCUGAAAAACUCCUCAGUAAGUCUGGAAGACUCUAAAUUGCUUGUGUUGUACGUCGCUUUGGACAAAAGCGUCUGCUAAAUGAAAUUGUAGAAUUGUAGAAUUGUAGGAAAGGCAGUAAAGUUCACUCAUGACUGUCUGCAGGCAACAAGGACAAACUGACGCACAGUUGUUGCCACAGUGGAUUGUGUUGUGGAGUUUCAGCCCAGCAGCAAACACUGCCACUUGGAAGCAAAUGCAAAUUUUGGCAAGAAGUUAAGUGAAUUAUCAUUAAAAAAA
This is a messenger RNA of Acanthochromis polyacanthus (spiny chromis), 2834 nucleotides long. RefSeq names its product tektin 1 (gene tekt1). Gene Ontology annotation, biological process: cilium movement involved in cell motility; cilium assembly. The record is from RefSeq and is a predicted model, not a curated record. Bases 127 to 1326 code for a protein of 399 amino acids. Gene Ontology annotation, cellular component: microtubule cytoskeleton; nucleus. NCBI's taxonomy places the organism in Eukaryota, Metazoa, Chordata, Actinopteri, Pomacentridae. The transcript has 9 exons.